AUGAAAACAAUUACCUACUGGCGCGUGGAGGAAGCUCCUGGCGGCGGGCGGAGGAGCUCCUGGCGGCGCAUGGUGGUGGCGAGCGGUGGCGGGCGCGCGCGGUGGCGGCUCGCGGCGAGGGCGGGGCUGGCGGCGGCGCCCAAGUCUAAACCUGAUUUUAUUCCUGAUAAAGGGCUAAAAUGCAAAAAAAAAAAAAUCGGACCCGUGUGUACCACCUCGCCGCCGUCUCCAUCUUCCAUCGCCUCCGCCGCAACCUCGCCUCCGCCUUCCAUCGCCGCCGCGUGCAGAGAGUCCCGCACGCUACGUAGAGAAGUCGAGGACUGGGGUGUUGUGUCCAGCGUGCCCACUGAUGGCGAGGCCCGCGCCGCCAUCGCCAGUAUGAAGCAGUUGUUUGGGAAGGCUUCUGUCCUGGAUUCUGAACCGACUGAACUACAAGCCCUCGCAUUGCCCGUCUCAGGGCAUCCUUCAUCUGGGAUAUUCAUGGAUCAUCUUGCUCUGGAUUCGGAUGCAUCUAUGGCCAUACUCGAUGAAUGGACUGAACCAGCUAAGCUCGUUCUGAAUUCAAGUGCGCUUUUAACAGAGGAACAUCAAAGUGUGCUGGAUGCAUUCCACUUAUUGCGCGAAGACGCCUAUGUUCAGAAAAUGGUUAUGGCUUUGUCAACUGACAAGGCUGUAUGGAAUGCUGUAAUGAACAAUGAUGUGGUACAAGAAUUUAAGAGGUCCUUCAAGGAUGCCAAGGAAACGUAUCUCAAGGGAAGCUCUACUCCUCCUCCUCCUGGAUUUAUGAUGUGGGUCAUGAAAAACGUCCAUGCAAAAAUUAGGGAAUUCUUCAAGACAAUGUUUGGGCUUACGAAUAUACUCUUCCAAGCGGGUGACCAUAGCUAUCAAGCCGGUGAACAGAACUAUGAUUUCUAUGAUUGUAUAGUGAGGAUGUCAUUCAUGCUCACGGUGUUCGUAUUUGUUAUGGUAACCGUAGCUCGUAUACGAUGAGCACAACAAUUCGUCGUCGACCUCUAGAAUUUACCUUCAUAAGUUACCUUCUUGGUGGUGGAAACUUAUAAUUUGGAGUGCAGGGAGUAAGACUAUAGAAGAAAAUUUGAUCGA
Zea mays is the source of this 1104-nucleotide messenger RNA. RefSeq lists its product as uncharacterized. The record is from RefSeq and is a predicted model, not a curated record. The transcript has 5 exons. NCBI's taxonomy places the organism in Eukaryota, Viridiplantae, Streptophyta, Magnoliopsida, Poales, Poaceae. The coding region runs from base 1 to 990 and encodes 329 amino acids.